AACCGCAAAGGCAUGUAAGAUGUUAUCGCCCAGUUUGGAGCUUGUAUGCAAUUACAGAAAAUGCAAGCAAAACUUACGUGAAAUCGCAGUUGUUACAAUAUGUCAGCAUAUACUGUGCAUUAUUCACAGUCCUAAGCCAUUAAACGGUCAACACAUUGCUGUCUGUCCCGUCUGCGAUUGCAGGCUUGAUCGCAGUGUUAAUGACUACAUUGAGAUUGACCUCCAACCUUCCGAUAGGUUCAAGUCCCUGAUUUUGGCUGGCCAAUCUCCGGAAGUAAUAUUCGACAUAUGUUCUCGUGCUCUCAGUUUUUACAACUUCCAGCAAAUGCUGCGACUGCAAUUUUUAGAAUAUGUAGCUGCAAAAUCGGUUGAAAAAACCAAAGCAAUGGAGAAGGAGUUCAAAACCGUUCUAUCUCAAAUGAAAGAGGAAAAUAUGCUUAUUGAGCACAAGAAGGGUGCUCUCCUCCAGGAAUGCGAAGAGUUGCGUUCGAAACUGAUUGUUUCCGAUCAAAAACUCACACAGUUAGAGAAAGAAUGUCAAAGACUAAGGUUGACAGAGGGCAAAGCUUCAGUUUCGGUCAUGAAUGAAACUAAUUUGCUAAAUGUGUCUUUAAUCCAACCCCGAAAAAAUAUUGGCUCUAUUUGGGGACCGGAGCCUAAGCGAAAUAGAGUCGAUACUACUGAAUCAUCCCUGAUUGCUGAUAAUUUGGAGUCCAUGAAGUCUCACUCUAAGCAGGAUGAUAGUGUUAAUGCCAAAUUUGGAAUUAUUCAGCGAGAUCGCAAACCAUCUCCGUUUCGUUUUGUGACGACAGGCCACGGACAAGUAGAAAGACAAGUUGCGUCCGCAAACUCUUUUGUUUGCAAAAGCCCUGCAGGUUUGGAACGCUUUGGUUUCACUUAUAUUUUCAGAAUAUGGGGGCUUCAAGCUUCCGCAAUACAGAGGAUCCUUCUUCACACCAAGUUCAAGUCGUUAAAUCGCCGGUCUUUCGAUUAUUGUUUCUUUGAAAACUAUCUAGUUUUUUCAAUAUUCUCUACAUCCCCGUUUUAUACGGACUUUGUCAGAGACUUAUCGCUUGCUGUGUUUGCAUUUCCGUUACAAUGUUAA
Molecule: messenger RNA, 1105 nt
Organism: Dibothriocephalus latus
Lineage: Eukaryota; Metazoa; Platyhelminthes; Cestoda; Diphyllobothriidea; Diphyllobothriidae
Source: the annotation of a GenBank genome assembly